This is a messenger RNA of Ipomoea nil (Japanese morning glory), 2158 nucleotides long. RefSeq names its product ubiquitin carboxyl-terminal hydrolase 20-like. Gene Ontology annotation, molecular function: cysteine-type deubiquitinase activity; cysteine-type endopeptidase activity. Lineage: Eukaryota; Viridiplantae; Streptophyta; Magnoliopsida; Solanales; Convolvulaceae. The record is from RefSeq and is a predicted model, not a curated record. The transcript has 8 exons. Bases 170 to 1933 code for a protein of 587 amino acids. Gene Ontology annotation, cellular component: nucleus; cytosol. Gene Ontology annotation, biological process: protein deubiquitination.
UGAUUUUAUUUAUCAGUGUUUCCCUCCUUUCUUUUCCAUCUUCCCUAAAAUAUUCCAAUUCAUUCUUUUCCCUCCACAAUUUUCACUUGCUCGAGACUUCAAAUCCCUGAUCUAUCACCGCCUAGGUUUCAAUUUUCUUCCCAAACCUCCACUGAUUUUCAGCAUUCCAAUGGAAACCCAUUCUUCAGAAACCCUAGAAACUCAAAACUGCCCCGAUCCGCCAAAAAACCGGGCUUUAUCUCCGGUCACUUCACCGGCCCAGGCUCCUGCCGCCACCGGAACCUCGCCGGAUUUCGACGAUUUAAUUGAUUGGGAUGAUGAGAUGGAAAAGGAAGAUCUUCAGGAUGGCAAGCAUUUCUUCGUGGGUGGAGGGCUGUCUAAUUUAGGUAAUACUUGCUUUCUGAAUGCGGUGUUGCAAUGCUUCAUGCACACAGUCCCUGUGCUUAAAGGCCUUCAAGCUUCUAAUCAUCCAUCGCCUUGUGAUGGCUAUAUUGAAGGGUUCUGUGCACUUUGUGCUCUGAAAGAGCUUAUUGACAUCUUUUUGGCUACCAACAGUGGUGUUGUCUCCCCCUGGAAACUUGUCAACAAUUUAAACUAUUUUUCAUCUGGUUUUCAGAGGUACCAACAGGAAGAUGCUCAUGAAUUCCUCCAGUGUUUCCUAGAUAGACUUGAAAGCUGUUGUGAUGGCAACUUUGUAAAACAGACCUUCGGUGGCCGCCUCAUUAGCAAACUCUGGUGUUGCAAUUGUGGCCACUGCUCUGAUACUUAUGAGCCCCUGAUUGACUUGAGUUUGGAGAUUGAAGAUGUGGACAGCAUCCCUGCUGCUUUGGAGUCUUUUACAAGGGUCGAAAACAUUGAAGAUCCAGAGACAAUGUUCACAUGUGAAAACUGUAAAGAGCAAGUGCUGAUCAAGAAGCAGCUUUUACUGGAUGAGGUCCCGACAGUUGCUACCUUUCAUUUGAAGAGAUUCAAAAAUGAUGGUUCUGUUGUUGAGAAGAUUGACAAACAUGUCGCAUUCCCACUCGAAUUGGAUUUGCUUCCUUAUGCUGAAAAGAAUCAUAUAAGUAAUGGAGAUUCAAAAUAUUGUCUUUAUGCAAUUGUAGUACACAAUGGGUUCUCGUCUUGUUCUGGGCACUAUUAUUGCUUCAUCCGUUCUGCCUCGGAUGCAUGGUACAAGUUUGAUGACUCAAAGGUUUCAAGGGUUAGAGAAGAAUUUGUGAUGUCACAGGAGGCAUAUAUUCUAUUCUAUGCCAAGCAAGGCACUCCAUGGUUUUCGGAUUUCAUUGAAACACAAAAGCUAAUAAUGCCUAGCACUUCUCCCAAGUCGGUGUUAGAUAAUGAGGAUGUUGUUUCUUGUAAUCCACCCGGGAUGAGCAGUAGAGUUGCUGCUGAUAUGGUGGCUUCCCCGGUGAGAUUCAAUGGAGUGACACAUGAGAGGGUCGAGGAGGAAAGUUUAGGAAACGAAAACGAAACUCCAUUGAUGAUGCCAACUAAGACUUUAGAUGUCUGUUCUCCUGAAGCUACGAUGAAAAUGGCUUCUCCAUCUCUACAAGACAGCAAGAGACAGAAGAUUGGUGUUCCUAAACAGCGUGUCCUGGAUUUGAUUCCCACAACGCCACCACGGUCCCCAAGCCCGGAAAUAUACAGACAGGACUCCCCUGAAAACGUGUAUUGUUCUAUCCCUCGUCCACAACAUUCGAGAACGGGUUCUUGCAAAAGGCAACUAGAGAAGAACCUGGAGAGCGAGGAAAGAAAGCAGGCGAUGUCGGCAAUCAAGAAAAAUAUGCGUGGGUCGAGAGCCCAGCAACUUAUGGCUGCUUUGAGGGGAUCGCGGAGUGAAGGGUCUGCCAACAAGAAGAGCAGACGGAUGGAGAGUUCAUCAUCAUCACCAAUAAAACACACACGUCCCAUAAUUGCCAACACCCUCCGAUGAGAUGAGCAUUGAGGAUAAGUUUGUGGAUAGAUAGUUUAUGUUACACAUACAAUCAUUAAUCAAACAUUUGUUGUUUGGGGUUGGGGAGGACUGAGGAGUCUAGAGUUUUGUAAAUUGCAGGCAGGAUUGUUAACCACUCCGUGAACUACCGAAUUAUUUUUGAAUCAGUUGAUGCAAAUCUCUUGCAUAAUAAUGUUGCAAGGAAGUGCCAUUUUUCCUUCUAAA